UACGCGUUUUCUACCAGCUUCGUGAAGACCACGUUGAAGCUCUGUGAGAUGAGAGAAAAUCAUUCGUCAAGUUUCAAUAUCCCGCAAGUCGAUCUUCGAUUCAUCACAUAACGUAUGUGGAUGGAGGGGCCAUACUUCUCGCCCAAAAGGUGCACGCGCUCUUCCAAGACUUGUGGUCCAAGUUAGCAUCGACGAGAGGCGCGCAAUUCGGUGUCGCUCCGCCUCCCCUCCUUCGGAUGCCGACAUUCACACCUACACAGUUGACUUUGAUGUCUUCGUGGUCCUUCGCGGAGACAGCAUCUCGUCGGAGAUGCCAUACCCGUUCACGGCUGGCUCCCUUCCUCGCACCUCACAGAAGAGAUCUCCCACGUCACGGCUUCGUUAGUUUCGCCGAGACCCACCUUGGCCCCGUGCAUGUUCGACGCACCGGGUUCAAACCAAAUACGCGUUUUCUCCCAGCUUCGUGAGAAACCCCGACUCUGGCCCUCCAUCUCUGGGGCUCUGUUCAGAUCCGCAUCGAGAGUGAUGCCAGAAGAAAUCAUCAGAGCUCCCUUAGUCGGUCUCUAGCUCACAUGCGCAUCUCAGCCCUCAAUUUUUACAAGUGCUAAGUGCGCGUCUGUGGCAUGCCAACCACGGAAUUGGCCUGGGAAGCCGCCUCGCAUCACUACGACGAGGGUCAGACGUAGAUUUUUGGCCUUACGAAGUUCGACAUCUCCUUAGGAGUUUCAUGGUUUUCUAAUCAUGGUUGGCAUGCGUCGGGAGGACCGACCUCGUUGGUCUAGGAGUUCGCUUAAAGAGGUCUUGGGGAUAUUUCACGGGGAUGAUUCCUCGUUUUCGGAGGAAUACGGAGGAGGGUAUAGUUCUAUUGAAGAGGAAAUCAAAGUAUCAGGCUCAGAUGCGGAAGUUGCAAUUCGAAUUGAUAUAGGUCGGAUUACUCCGGAGAAUUUUACCUUGUAUCGGGAGAAAGCCGAAAAGAAUGGAUUCGACGUCGAUGCUGCUACUCUUGCAACGAUGGUGGAGAAGAACGACAAAGAUACUUUGAUCCGUCUUGGACGUAUUCAUGGACUCGCAGCCAAGCUGCAGGUGACUGAGAAGCGAGGCGUAAGCGAAGAUGAGACUGACAUUCAGAGGAGGAAGGAAGUCUUUGGAUCAAACACGUAUCCGGAAAAACCUCCGAAGGGAUUUUUUGCUUUUGUGUGGGAGGCGAUGCAAGAUCGUACGUUGAUGAUAGUGGCAGUUUGUGCUCUUGUCUCUCUUGCUGUGGGUAUCCCAACUGAAGGACUUCAAGAAGGAUGGUAUGAUGGGGCCGGCAUUGGCUUCAGUAUCAUCCUCGUUGUGCUUGUCACUGCUGCUAGUGAUUAUCAGCAGUCUCUUCAGUUUCGAGAUCUGGACGCUGAGAAGAAGAAAAUCUCCAUUCAAGUAACUCGGAGCGGAUGUAGGAAAGAAGUGUCUAUUUACGACCUCGUCGUUGGAGACAUUGUCCAUCUGAGUAGCGGCAACCAGGUUCCAGCAGAUGGCGUGCUUAUCAGAGGGUACGAGCUUACAAUUGAUGAGUCGAGUAUGACUGGCGAGAGUCUUCCUAGGCACAAGAGUGUCGAUCGCGAUCCAUUUCUUCUCUCUGGAACGAAAGUGCAGGAUGGCUCUGGAGUGAUAUUAGUGACCUCCGUUGGCAUGAACACUGAAUGGGGCCAUUUGAUGUCCACACUUUCGGAAGCUGGUGAUACCGAGACACCUUUGCAGGUCAAUCUAAAUGAUCUGGCAGUUUUCAUGAGAAAGCUCGGGCUGCUGGCAGCAAUCCUUACUUUCCUUGUCCUUAUGAUAAGGUUUCUCGUCAAUAAGCAAAUGAGAGAAGGUCUCUUGCACAGGGUCGGCGAUAAUCCACUUGCCAUUGUUAACUUCUUUGCCACAGCCGUGACGCUCAGUGUGGUAGCCGUCCCGGAAGGGCUUCCUCUUGCUGUGACUCUCACGCUUGCGUACGCAAUGAAGAAGAUGAUCCACGACAAAGCUUUGGUCCGCCACCUGGCGGCUUGUGAAACUAUGGGCUCCGUCACAACAAUCUGCAGUGACAAGACUGGAACUUUGACCACCAAUAAGAUGGUGGUCACGAAGGCGUGGAUUGCCGGGGAAGACGGUGAAGUUAGCGAACUGAAGUCGGGGAUCUCAGCUCGAGUUCGGGAAAUCCUCAUUGAAAGUAUAUUUAUGAACACGAGUGGUGAUGUCGGCGAGCCAUCUAAGGAUGGGAAGUGUCCCCUCAUUGGCACACCAACAGAAACUGCUGUUCUUGACCUCGGAGUGAAGCUUGGUGGACAAUUCCAAGAAGUGCGUGCCAAGUCAGAAGUUGUGAAGGUGAAUCCCUUCAACUCCGAGCGGAAGAGAAUGGGAGUUCUUGUGCGAUGUGCACAGGGUGAACAACGAGCACACUGGAAGGGUGCUUCUGAAAUUGUGCUAGGCAUGUGUGACCGAACCGCGGACAAGGAUGGAAACGUCGUUCCUCUAGACGACGUUACACGCGGAAAGCUUGUUGGCGUUAUAGCAAACUUUGCUCACGAGGCACUCAGGACUCUGUGUCUUGGAUAUAAGGUCGUGGAAUCUCAUUCUGCUUCAGAAAUCCCCGAAUCCCAUUUCGUUUGCAUUGCGAUUGUGGGAAUUAAAGAUCCAGUACGCCCUGGGGUUCCAGAAGCCGUUAAAUUGUGCUUUGCAGCAGGAAUUAAAGUUAGGAUGGUCACAGGAGAUAAUAUCGAUACCGCGAAGGCCAUAGCACGUGAGUGUGGUAUUCUUACUGAUGGAAUCGCAGUAGAGGGCCCUGACUUCCGUACGUGGAACGAUGAGCAGAUGAAAGAGCGCAUUCCUAAACUUCAGGUCAUGGCCAGAUCAUCGCCUAGGGAUAAAAUAACUCUGGUCAAGUGGCUUCGAUCUAUGGAUGAGGUUGUUGCUGUGACCGGUGACGGAACAAAUGACGCGCCGGCCUUGAAGGAAGCGGACAUCGGAAUGGCUAGGGGGACUGCCGGCACGGAGGUGGCUAAGGAGAGCGCAGAUAUCAUUAUUAUGGACGACAACUUUAAUACAAUUGUGGUUGUGGGUAAAUGGGGUCGCGCUGUGUAUACCAACAUCCAAAAAUCUGUCCAGUUUCACCUCACCAUGAAUCUUAGUGUCAUGGCCAUCAGACUUAUUUCUGCUUGCUUUACUGGAGAAUCUCCACUCACUGCUGUGCAGCUUUUGUGGGUGAAUGUCAUCGGGGAUAUUGGUGCAUUGGCACUAGCAACUCAACCUCCACAUGAUGAUCUGAUGAAGAAAGCGCCUACAGGGCGUAAGGCAAAGUUCAUCACCAACAUAAUGUGGCGUAAUAUCAUCGGGCAGGUUGUCUAUCAGCUUGUUGUGCUUACCAUCUUGCAGAUCUAUGGAAUCCAGUGGCUCCAACUACCGGGUGAAGGAGAAGAGCAACAACUGUCACUCACUACGAUGAUAUUCAGUUCGUUCGUCUUCUGCCAGGUUUUCAACGAAAUGAAUGCAAGAGCGAUGGAGAAAAUCAACAUAUUUGCGCAUGCUUUGGACAACUGGUUCUUCGUGCUCAUCAUCGGUUUUACCGUUUUUUUUCAAUGGAUACUAGUGACUUUCUUGGGCAAGUUUGCGCAUACAGUUCCUCUGACCAAACAACAGUGGGGAAUUGCAGUCGGAAUUGGUGCUGGAAGUUCAAUGAUUGCCGUAGGCGUCAAAUGCAUUCCUCUAGGGUCUAAACCCUGGAGGAAUGCAUUUACCAACCCAACCGGUGUGCUUACCAUCUUGCAGUACGUACUAUGGAAUCCAGUUGCUCCAACUACCGGGUGAAGGAGAAGAGCAACAACUGUCCCUCACUACGAUGAUAUUCAAUUCGUUCGUCUUCUGCCAGAGUGUAUUUAACUGGGAGACUACAAUACUAUGGAAUCCAGUUGCUCCAACUACCGGGUGGAGGAGAAGAGCAACAACUGUCACUCACUACGAUGAUAUUCAGUUCGUUCGUCUUCUGCCAGAAGCAGAUUAUACCAUGAUACUCUGCAACAUAGGCCGCCACCAUCUUUGUUUUUAGCUUCCACGACACUAAUGCCCCCGGCACAAUUACAGACAUAAUGUUUUACAGGUAUGUCUGAUUGCAUGCCCCACAUCCCCCGGAUCGCUCUGCACUCGGAAUAGUAACGUGCCAUUAUGUGAUUGGUGUUGUCGCUUUCCUUGUUCCUGAAGAAUCGUGAUUGGUCUCAGAUUGAAGUUCAAUGCUCAAAGUCCUGGAGUCAUUGAUGUUUUGGUGGCUUUACCGUAGAGUUUCUAAAAUUUGGCGUUUUAUUUUUAUGCGCUAGAUUUGACAAAAUACAAAGAUAAGGCGAGAGGUGAAGGCAGGCAAAAUGUAGAGAAUUUCGCAAGCAUUCAAAGGGAGGUAGAGAGUGGAUAGUGAGAAGUAUCUUAGGUUAGGAAUGUAGUCCCGAAGUUCUCGUCUGGAUCGGAAGUACCAAAGUCAUAGCGAAGCAUUUGCAAUCGAUUAUGAGUUGCAAAAUUCUGUUUCAGGUCAAACAUGGUGUCGAGUUUGGUUUGCAACCUGGACAACGAUCUGUACAGGUUGCAAACCAAACUCUUCCGUAUCGGUCGUGAAAAACGUGAUGGUGCAGGUGUGAAGCAAAAGAGAACGAAGAAUACGCAACUAUUUCAGUUUCCGUUGUCUUGAAGUUUACAAAAAUCAUUUGGAGUUUCAGCAUUCCGAAGAUUGGACCAGUUACCUAUUGCUGUCUUAUCAGAAAAGAUCAUCUUCGAUAUACUCAUGAAUUGAAGCGUUACAUUUACGCAAACACACAUUUGGGAGUUCCUGUCGAUAAUUAGCGAAUUUGUGUGUGCGGAAAAAACAUGUACAAUUUUCAUUUCUAGUUCAUUCCAUUCUUUGAAUGUCAUACUGCUCAAAACUAUGUCAAACUCAUCAAGACUAUGUAUAUUGGCAUGACAAUAUCAUUUCAAUCAAUUCAGAUGAAGAAUUUUGCCAAUGGAUAUAAGCGUGCGGGAGUUGGCACAUAGCUUCAU
Messenger RNA from Marchantia polymorpha subsp. ruderalis, 5037 nucleotides. The record is from the annotation of a GenBank genome assembly. Lineage: Eukaryota; Viridiplantae; Streptophyta; Marchantiopsida; Marchantiales; Marchantiaceae.